GAUAAUAACGAGAACGUAAACGCGCUUACAUGUGAAUAUGAGGAGAAGAAGACCGUGAUGUUAAAUUAACUUCAACUUUUAUUAAACUCACUGUUUAUAACUUAUAGAUAAUAACUUGUAUCGGCACAUUUAGCAUCGUUAGCUCCUCAGGAGGCUAACAGCUAACGGUCCGAAGCAGCUGUAUGAGUCAAAACUUUGAUGCUAACAUGAACACAGACGGAGCUAACUGUGUUUAAUUCAUCUAUAAACGCGAGUUAGAUUUAAUUAUCACGCUGUAAAGAGUGAAUAUCACCGCUGUGAACUCACUGUGAGUUUAAGUUAAGUCUGAGACUUUUCACCUGUCGCUGGUUUGUGUCAGUUGGGCUGAGCGAGCUAAGCUAACUGAGUGCUAGCAGGCUAACCUGUGUUUGAUGGAGGAGGAGGAGGAGGAUUCAGUAGAUCCUCAAGAUGUUGAACGGGCCAAAACCUUCUGGGCCGGCAAGGACAUGGAUCAGGUCUUUACUGAUGUCUUUGACUACCUGGAUCACCUGAAGAGAGUCCUGCAGAAGAACACGGCCACAGAUAAAGAAUACGUUCAGGGCCUGAAGCUGCUCGAGGUUCUGGACUUCUCUCGUCCGGUCUCGGCUCAGGACUCUUCUGUGGUUCAGGUGGUCAUCGGCUCAGGUGAGGUGCUGCCAGCUGACUUCUCCCCCCACAGCUCCUCCCCCUCCUCCCCCCUGCCUCCCCCUAAUGGGCCCCCUGCAGGCCGGGAGGAGCUGCUGCCUCCCCUGACGCCCGUCCAGCUGCAGUACACACUGCACACCUGUUGCCAGGCCUGUCUGUCUGGUGUACCCAGCAUGCCUCAGUCCACGCCUCUGUUCUGGGGUCAGAACCCUCUGAAGGUGCCGCUGCUCUGCGGUUUUAAGCGGCUGACAGCGGUGCCGCUGAUGUCAUCAGGAGGGGGCAAGGCCUCUGAUGGGGAGGGGCUGGAGGACAUGGGGGAGUGGGACGUACUCUACAAAGCGCCGUGUGGACGGAGCCUCCGUAACUAUGACGACGUGAUGCGUUUUCUGUUGGCCACAGAUAGCUACGACCUCCUGCAGGUGGACUUCUUCACCUUUAACCCGUCUGUGCGGCUUGACAUCCCCCCCAUGGUGGGCCCCCGGAAACCAGAGCAGGACCUGAGUCGUGGCGUGGAGCCCACGCCGGUGGAACUUUGCAUUGGAGACGGUGGCGCCCGGCCGCCCGACUUCCGCUACAGGAAGGAGCGCUGGCCACACGGCUGCUUCCUGAGUCGUGGCCCGACGCUGUUCAACGUCUGCUGCGACUGCCCCGACGGCUGCAGUGAUGCACAACGCUGCGCCUGUGUUGCCAUGACCAGAGGAGGGCGCCACUACAGCCAUUACAGGCUGGACGAGCCCGUACCGUCAGGGGUGUAUGAAUGUGGUCCGUGGUGCGGUUGUGACCGGGCUCGCUGUCAGAACCGGCUGGUCCAGAGAGGGAUCAGAGUCCGCCUCCAGGUCUUUCAGACUGACGACCGCGGCUGGGGUGUGCGUUGCCGUGACGACCUGGACUGCGGCACAUUCGUUUGCAUAUACGCAGGUGUGAUCCUGCGGCGGGCCCGGAGUCCCACCAAGCCUCCCUCCCCCAAGCUGCCGAGGGCGGAGCUCCCCUCAGACGACGAGGUGGAGGUCGUCACCGAGUGGCUCGCCCUGCCCAUGGUGGAGGGGCGGAGCAACCGACUGGAACCCACGUCGCCCCCCCUCCAUGUCCCCGUGAUCCAGAGACCGGCUGAAUCCAACGUCACGACCUGCACGGCACAGGACAGGGAGCAGACGGUGUUGGUUGGAGGUCCAGCACCUCCGUCGCCCUCAGCUGGCGGGUCAGGUGACCAGUCUCCAGCUCAGGCGGUGACUGUGGCCAUGACAACAACCAAUCCUGAGGCGGCGGUGGUCCAUGGCAUUAAUGGUACCGAGACAAAGAGCCAGAAGAGUUUAAAGCGAGCGAUGAAGGUGGAGGACGUGAACUUCCUGGACGCCAGCAAAGAGGGAAAUGUGGGCCGCUUCAUUAACCACAGCUGCCAGCCAAACCUGUUCAUCCAGAACGUCUUCACCGACUCCCACGACCCCGCCUUCCCUGUCAUCGCCUUCUUCACCAACAGGGUCGUGAAGGCCGGCACAGAGCUCACCUGGAAUUACUCUGCCGACGCGCGGGGCAAACAGGAAGUGACCUGUCUCUGCGGCAGCAGCGGCUGCCAGGGACAGUUCAGCGUUGAGAAGAACCUGUGUGACGCGUGCGAGGUGGACGGUGAAACACGGUGACACAUCAGCAGGUUCACACACUCACACUGAACAUGAAACCACAGAAAUAACUAUUUUUGAUACUGAUGUAAUAAAAAGGUUUGAAAACUUCUGUACAUGUUAUUGUUUUAUGAAUAAAUGAGCUUAAUCUGACAAA
Molecule: messenger RNA, 2436 nt
Organism: Acanthopagrus latus (yellowfin seabream)
Lineage: Eukaryota; Metazoa; Chordata; Actinopteri; Spariformes; Sparidae
Gene: setdb2
Product: SET domain bifurcated histone lysine methyltransferase 2
Exons: 11
Coding region: 411-2300 (629 amino acids)
Biological process (GO): negative regulation of gene expression; heterochromatin organization
Cellular component (GO): nucleus
Molecular function (GO): DNA binding; zinc ion binding; histone H3K9 methyltransferase activity
Source: RefSeq, a predicted model, not a curated record